CUAGAUCAAGCUAAUAAUACAUACCCAAUUCUCGAAUUCUCGUUCUAAAUUUUGUUCUUACGAUCCGCUUCGUGAAUCGGAUCAUUUGGUGGAUUUAUUGUCCAUCAAAUUGGUGCUCUCAUUGAGAGUUCGAGAAUCAUACUCAGAGGAAACCCUCCAUUAAGACGAUGGUGCAAACACGCAGUAACGCCAAUGUGGGUACCGGAGUUCCCCAACAUGGGGAGAACAGCACCACUGGAGGUCGGAACCCUCCCAUCACCACCGGAGAGGCUGAGGCCCUCAUUCAGAGGGUUGGAAUCACGGCCGAACAAUUCAAAGAGGUGCUGGCCGCACUUGCACCCAACCGCGAGGUUGUGGUAGAAGAAGUGGCUGGGGGACCCACAGGCGGGAAGGCUGGACUCGCGGGCUCCCAAGGGAAAAAGAAGAAAGUAAGGCGACCAAGCCUAAUGGGAAAGCUGUGAUCGCGGAUGCGCUUUCCAGGUUGGACGAAGAGGACGAGUCGUCCUCCUUUGAGCGGAUGUCUGCCUUUGACCGUUUGGGAGACCCCAAGUCAAAGAAGCCUCGGACCUCUGCGUUCGAACGGUUGCAGGACACUCGGUCGGCCCGAAAGGGCGACUUGAGGGAUGCGCUCAAGGAGAAAAGGGG
Molecule: messenger RNA, 645 nt
Organism: Cuscuta campestris
Lineage: Eukaryota; Viridiplantae; Streptophyta; Magnoliopsida; Solanales; Convolvulaceae
Source: the annotation of a GenBank genome assembly